Molecule: messenger RNA, 1766 nt
Organism: Arachis duranensis
Lineage: Eukaryota; Viridiplantae; Streptophyta; Magnoliopsida; Fabales; Fabaceae
Product: capsanthin/capsorubin synthase, chromoplastic-like
Exons: 1
Coding region: 149-1651 (500 amino acids)
Biological process (GO): carotenoid biosynthetic process
Molecular function (GO): oxidoreductase activity, acting on paired donors, with incorporation or reduction of molecular oxygen
Source: RefSeq, a predicted model, not a curated record
AUGCAUAAGUUAGGGGAGUUAUCUCUAUGAUACCUCUUUGUCUGUAUAUGGUUGAUGUUCCCAUCUUCCAAUUGCCAUUUGCCAAACUCUCUUUCCUAAACGCUUCUCCCUUUCUCCUUAGUUUCUUUGGAGUUCUCUCCUUCUAAGCAUGGUUACGACAACUGUUACGUUGUUUACCCCACCACCACCUACCAAAGCCACACUUUCCUCAUUUCCCCUCCCAAAAACUCAUUACACAUCAAGUUCAUCAUGUUCUUCAACUUCAAGAAAGUUCAGAGUCAGGGCCUACAGCAACACCAGCAAGUUUGGAAAUUUCCUCCACUUGAAGCCUGCCCAUCAACCUGAACCCUUGGAUUUUGAUCUCCCAUGGUGCCAUCCUUCUGAUCGAUCUCAUUUUGACGUGAUCAUCAUUGGUUCUGGCCCUGCAGGCACUCGCCUAGCAGAGCAAGUUUCCCGCUAUGGAAUUAAGGUUUGUUGUGUUGAUCCUGACCCUCUCUCCAUGUGGCCUAACAAUUAUGGUGUGUGGGUGGAUGAGUUUGAGAGUAUUGAUCUUGAGGAUUGCUUGGAUAAAACAUGGCCGAUGGCCUGUGUUUAUAUUAAUGAAAGAAAGACCAAGUAUUUGGACCGUCGUUAUGGCCGAGUUAGUAGGAAGAAGCUUAAGCAGAAGUUGAUUGAAGGGUGUGUCUCCAAUGGGGUUAAAUUUCACAAGGGAAAGGUAUGGCAAAUUCAGCAUCAGGAGUUUGAGUCAACAGUUCUCUGUGAUGAUGGCACAGAACUGAGAGGGAGUUUAAUUAUUGAUGCUAGUGGAUUUGCAAGUACUUUUGUAGAGUAUGAUAAGGCGAGGAACCAUGGUUUUCAGAUUGCUCAUGGGAUUCUGGCUGAGGUAGAUGAUCACCCUUUUGAUUUGGACAAGAUGGUUUUGAUGGAUUGGAGGGAUUCCCAUAUGGGGAAUGAGCCUUACUUGAGAGCUAACAAUUCCAAGUUUCCUACUUUCUUGUAUGCAAUGCCUUUCAGUUCCAAUCUGAUAUUUCUUGAGGAAACUUCCCUUGUUAGCCGUCCGGUUUUGUCUUACAUGGAGGUGAAGAAGAGGAUGGUUGCAAGGCUAAGGCACUUGGGAAUCAAAGUGAACAAGAUAUUGGAGGAUGAGAAGUGUUUGAUUCCAAUGGGGGGACCUCUUCCUAGGAUCCCUCAGAAUGUGAUGGCCAUUGGCGGCACUUCAGGGAUAGUACACCCUUCAACAGGGUACAUGGUGGCUCGAACAAUGGCCGUUGCACCAUGUGUAGCCACAGCCAUAGCAGAGUGCCUUGGCUCAACCAGAAUGAUCAGGGGGAAACAGCUCUAUGCUAAGAUUUGGAAUAGCAUGUGGCCAAUUGAGAGCAAGCUCAACAGGCAAUUCUACUCGUUUGGAAUGGAGACUCUGUUGAAGCUUGACUUGAAUGGAUCCAGGCGUUUCUUUGAUGCAUUUUUUGACUUGAAACCUUACUAUUGGCAAGGGUUCCUCUCUUCAAGAUUGAAUCUAAAGGAACUCGCUUGGUUAAGCAUUUCACUCUUUGGACAUGCUUCAAACCGUUCCAGGUUUGACAUCGUAACCAAGUGUCCAGCACCAUUGGCUAAAAUGAUGGGCAAUAUUGCCUUGGAAUACAUUGGAUGAUGCAAGGUUGUGAAACAUGUACCAUAAUCAAUGUAUUUUCAUAUCUUAGUCGUAGCUGAAGUUGGAUAUUGAUUUGUCGAACUUUGUUCCAAAAUAAUUUAGCUGUUGGAAAUUA